AUGCACAUCUGUGCCCAGCAGCAGCCAGCCCUUGCCCAGGAGGUGGGCAACGCAGAGGAGAGACUGGCUGAGCUUGAGCAAGCAUCGCAGGCACUGCUGGCUGAGCUCUCAGCCCUGGAGACUGAGUGUGAGGUGGAGAGGACCUGCCGGCAGCGAGCCGAAGCCUAUGCAGCACAGGUGAAGCAGGAGAACCGGCAGCUGAAGCGGCUCAGCCUGGCCCCCACCGACCCCCUGCUCCUACCCACGGCGGUGACCCCCGAGGAGGACCUGGACCCUGCCCAGCACUACGGACAGCAGCUCCGGGAUCUGCAGGAGAAGAUCUCCUGGCUGCUGGCACAGCGGAAGGACCUCACAGUCCAGGUCCAGGAGCUGCAGAGGCACAACCAGGACCUGCAGGACCAGCUGGAGAAGGGGCAGGAAGAGCAGCAGCGGCUGCUGGCAGCCCUGGGCACCAGCCAGAGGGCACUGAAGUCCUUCAAGAGAGUGUCCCAGAUUGUCACCCAGGACUACUGUGAGGCCAUGCAGCAGCUGGAGCUGGAGCAGGACCUGCGCCUGCACGCCGAAGCCUUCGCCCACGAGAUGCUGGUACAGAAGCAGGAGGCCAACAGGCAGAGCACCAUCCUGCUGCAGAGCGCGGGGCCCAGCGCCCAGCUGCUGGCAGCUCUGCAGGAGGUGGGACACCUCAGCCAGGCACUGGAGAAGGCCAGGCAGGAGCAGCAGCAGCAGGUGAAGGAGCUGGAGGAGCAGCUGAGGAUGCGACCGGAGCAGGAGGAGCUGGAUUUGGCCCAAGCUGCCCUGGCUGCAGCAGAGGCUGAGAAGCUGCAGCUGAAGAAGCAGCUGCAGGAGGCUGGGAAGCGGCUGCUGGGGCUGGAGGAGGAAGCCGUGCCCACACCACCCCCUCCACCACCUCUGCCACCACCCACGCCUGCUGUCCCUGUGGAGUAA
This is a messenger RNA of Dryobates pubescens (Downy woodpecker), 945 nucleotides long. Its product is annotated as shootin-1-like. The coding region runs from base 1 to 945 and encodes 314 amino acids. The transcript has 9 exons. The record is from RefSeq and is a predicted model, not a curated record. NCBI's taxonomy places the organism in Eukaryota, Metazoa, Chordata, Aves, Piciformes, Picidae.